AUGCCAUUACAGAUGUUGCAACAUCUGGCGGAAGUCAAUCGUUUUCUGGUUUUUCGAGAAAUCCACCACUGUUUGUCCACCAUAGUGGGAAAGGAACAGGUAUGUGUCAAUUGUUCUAAAAAGAAUCCAUGGUUAGAAGUAUUCUUUAGCAAUGCAAUAAUGUUUCAGCAUCUUUCCUUUUCAGGCAUUAUCAAUUGGGGACCUCCAGAGAGGUUAGUUGUGGAUUAGAAUCAUCUUGAAUUGUUCUUUGUUUUAGUGUGAGUGGCAUUGUCAAUAUGAACUAUUAUAUUUUUGGCCUAAUUUUAGGUGCCAUGUUAUCUCCUCUGUGUGAUUUGUGUUUGCAGCCUGCAUGUUCCUGGAGGACAGCUCUAUUGGUCGUGAGCUGUGGAGAGAGGCCUGCCCUUCCUUGAUAAAUAAAGUUGCUGAGUUAUUCCCUGUAAUAUUGGAGCAGGAGGGUUUGAGAAAUGGCCCACUGUGUUACCAAGCUGUCAAGGUAAAUACUGUAUAUGCACUUUAUCAACCUUUAACUUCCUGGCUCUUGUCUCAUGUUAACAAAAUUGUACUUGUCUUUUUUCAUUUGAAGCACCGUUCAGAAGACGUCUUGUCACUGAAUUGACCUGUGAGUUGGCUGUGUUAGUAGGUGUCUAACUGAUCUGGGACCUGUCCCUUCAGGUGUGUUUGCAGGUGUUUCAGCUGUUGCCAGGUGAGGUGGCCCCUCUGGUGUGGGAGAAGGAACAGGGGAGUUUGGCAAUGCAGAGGAUCCUACAGUCUCUAAUGGACAUCAUCCUGGGACAGGUCUGUGUUUUACAACGAUUCAGGUUUGCCAGUCUGUUCUCCCUGAUGUCCCUCCAUGGUCCAGCUCUUACUCUUACUACACGGUCCUUUGUAGCUCAAUUAGUAGAGCAAGGCGCUUGUAACACCAGGGUAGUGGGUUCGAUUCCCGGGACCACCCAUACGUUAAAAUGUAUGCACGCAUGACUAAGUCACUUUGGAUAAAAGUGUGUGCUAAAUAGCAUUUAUUAUUAUUAUUAUUAUUAUUAUUAUUAUUAUAUUACUUGUUUCCUCUGUGUGUGGGCAGUGCUCCAACAGGGACACCCGUCUCCUGGCUGGGACCACAGUGGCCAUGCUGAUCAACACGGUACUAGAGGGAGGGGAGGGAGGAGCAGCUGCCUGGAGUCUGCUACAAGUCACUCACUCAGGUACACAUUCAAGGACUUUCAUAUUGUUGACAUUGUAUGUUGACUUUUAUUGAUUACAUUCUAUAUUGUUUAUUGUUUACAUUCCAAAUCACCACAACACAUAUGAAGGAUUUGAACCAUAAACCUAUUCAUAUAAGGACUGUGACGAUUAAGUGUUUUUUUAAUGCCACUGGUUGAUGUGUGUUGCUCAGAGCCCUGGCAGCUGUGUGUGGGUGGUCUCCAGGUGCAGUGCAGCCCCCGGGCGCAGGACGGAGUGGACAGACUGGCCGUGAGCAGGGGUCUGCUGACCUGCUGUAGAAGGGGCAUCCUAGUCAGUCAGGUGGACACCACAGGGGUAUGUCUCACAGACUGCUCAUGCUAACUGAUAUCUUCUUCAUUCGUUCUUAUGAAAUUCUCCUUGGCCAAUUUAGAAAAUGUCACUUGUCGUUUCUGAUUUAGGGUUUUCUAUCUAUUGUUUCAGACUUGUCUACUCCUGGAUGGUUUGUUUCCUUUGGUCUCUGCUCUGUGUGAGGAGAAGCUUGACUGUCACUACUACGUCUUUGAAGGUACUGUAAAACAAAACCAGUGUGUUUCUGUACGUGCAAACGUAAUGAAAUUAAGAAAACCUGAGAAUCAAAUCAACGUUUAUUAAAACCUAUGUCUGAUGGCAGUGUUAACACUGUGGCUGAAGAGUGUUAAGGAGAGUCUAGCUGAGAUAUGGGAGGUGACCAGUGCUCCCCUGCUGCCUGAUGACUCUAGCCUGAGACAACAACUCAUCCAGGUCAUCUGGAACAAUGCUGAGAGUCCAGUAAGUUUCCAGUCAUCUCCUUAUCAAAGUAAUGGUGUAAUAGUAUAUUAGUAACAAUAACAUCCCAUUUCUCCUAACACAUUCCCAGGUCGAGGGUGUGUCAGAGGUUGUGCGCAGUGCGUUCUGCCUGCUGCUGGAGAUCUAUGAGAUGGACUGCCAGCGUUUUGGAGACACACAGAAGAAUCUACACAUUUCCUUACUGCACCGCAUAACCAAACUGCCCUGGGAGGCCAAAGCCAAAUACUUCCCCCUCUGUUCACUGCUCCCCUAUGUAGGCACUGACUUGGUGAGGGUAUACAAAGUAAUCUUAACCUCUGUCAAAGUGUAUGUUCAGUUGUGGAAAUUGUGAUUAUAAUUCAUUUUCCGUUAACCCCUCAGGUGCUGGAGCAGUACUCUGAGCUUCCCAACCAUCUCCUGAAGUGCAUGUCCACCAAUUAUCUGUCCCCAUGUGCCUCAGAGCUUUACAAGUGUCUGAUCCAGAAGCAGAGACGGGAGCUGUGUGAGGAAGUGGCCCAGGAUGCUCCUCCCUUGGAGCUGGAUCUGGCCAAUCAGUGGGCCAGGCGUUGGCGGUCCACUCUGCUGGAGGCCUUGACCUCUGACGUGACCCUUCUUCAGAACAACGUCUCCAGCCACUUGCUGCCCUGGACUCUGCGGGUCUUCCCCUCUGCUGUGGAGCCCCUGCUGGCCCCUCUAGACCCUGCCUCUCCAGGGCACCUCCAUGCCUGGGCCUGUGUGAUGAGUGCCCGCCGAGCGACUUAUGGAGGCUCCCCCUGGGCCCUGGAGAGUGGCUCUGCCCUGGAGACCCUCCAUCUCGCCCUCGGAUGUGUGGACGAUAGAGUCCGCCUGGCCGCCCUCAACCUGCUGUGCUGCAGCCCAAAGACCAAAGAGAGCCCGACGCCGGAGGAGCUGUCUACCAUGAGGACCUUCAUCCCCCAGAACCUCAACAGUGAGUCGUCACCGUUCCGCCAGCACCUCCAGGCGGGGGUGAAGAGGUUUCUGGUCCGGAUCCGAGACAGCUGCCUGGCCCACCUCAGAGGACUGAAGGGAAAAAGAGACGGUGGUGCCAGCCUCACAAAGGAGACAGAGAUGGCACUUGAUCAGGGAGUAGGUGAGAGCUGUGAAAGUUUGAAGCACUAAAUAAUGGUUUUAAAAUGUCUUUCCUUGUCCCGUCUAGCUGUGAGGUGCAAUUUAUUAAUAUCCUAUUUAUGCUGAUCAUUGUAGGGUUUGUGGACUGGCUGUCCCAGCUGCCCUUGUCCUAUCUGGCACCAGGACACAGCUACCAGAGGAAGAAGACUGUCCUGCUGCUGCUGUCUGCUGUACUAGAGACGUGCACAGACACCUGGAGCCCAGACAAGAAGAAGGGCCAGCCCCCAGGUCAGUAAAGGGGGCAUGAGAUGGUUGACUCUUCAUUCUGGGGCUUUAAAGCCUGUAUGAAGCUAAUUCCAAAAGGUUUUUGUUCACUUUCUGUAGUUAACAUGGCCUCUUUGAUCAACUGGGCAAGGCUGAGAGGAUGGUGGGAUUUCUUCUCUAGAUCAAUACAGCUGGUCCUUAUUGGCUGUUUAGAGGAUUCCACCAAUGAGGUAGACUUAAUACUUAUGUUACAAAUUCAUUUUUGUAUUUUUAAUACAUUGUGAGUGACAGAAGGAUAAGUGAAAUAAUGUAUUUUCUCUGCUCUAUUUUCUUCCUAUGUAGAUUCGGGAGCUCUCUGCAGGGUUACUGGUGAGAUUUUUCCCACCUAGUUUUCUGGAGGACAUUACUCCUGUGCUGUUUGGCCGAGCAGAACUGCUCCUCUGCAGUCCCCGUGUGCCGGAGGCUCAGAUGGGAGCUCUGAUCAUGAAGGUCCUCCUCCAGAAGUAAGUAGUGCUUAAUUUAUACACCCCCUGUACCCAGAGUUCUGGUCCUCUAACUCUGUGUAGCAUAACCCCCUCUCUGAAGGUCUGGAGGUCAGUCUCAUGUGCCCUGGCUGGACAGCCGUAUCAACUACGUCAGUUCUGGGGACUCAAAGGCCUCUACUCUGGUCAGGUAUCUACUCAAGGAACUCGAGCAGCAUUACCUGAUUGCUAAGGAUGAUAUGAUGCUUGCUGCAAGGACCAAACCCAUACAUGGUGAGACCUGUUGCAUCAUUGCUAUUUCACAAAAUGUAAUUUUGCAGAUAUCUAACAGCUUAUAAAUAUAAACAUGUUGAAUUCCAAAGCAUUUGACAUUGCAACCUUAUUUGAGUGAUGUAUUUGUUUCAGGUAUUUUGACUGCCCUAGAGAGGUGUAUACUAGAGGUACCUAACACCCUGUGUGAUGUGGUCGAUCACAGAGUGACCAUAGAGAUCCUGGUUCUCCUGGAGAGGAUCACUCUGCUCCUCCUGGGUGUGCUGUAUGGAGACCAGGACGCCUGCGGUGAUGAGAAAGGUAUCACCAGUAAAGAGACAUCAUAAAAGAGAAGAUCGGAGAAGGAGAAGGGUAAAAUUGAUAUGGAAUGGUUGUCUCACCCCGCCCUUGUCUUUUCCAGAUGUACCCCCAUCUUUCUGUGACAUGGGGAAUGCCAUCACCUCUCUGAUAGGCCAGGUGGCAGGAGAGGACCAGGGGGAGGGGGAUGAGUGUGUGCUGCUGUCUGAGGAACACAGCCUGGUCCUCACCUGCUGCUGGGUCUCCCUCAAGGUACUCUACAUAAAACCGAUCAACACUCACACUGACCACCCGGCAACACAUUAUAACAAAUGUUCAGCACCACUAGGAAAUACAUUCUGGCCUUCAAUAAGUAUUGUUAUGUUUUCCUCUUCAGGAAAUAGGAAUCUUUCUAGGUUCUCUGGUGGAGAGAAUCCUUGCUCAGGCCAAACAGACAGAAUCCUUUCUAACUUUAGAAGACCUGAAGAGGGCCUCUAAAGUGUUCAAGAACAUUCUUCUCAAAUGCCGCCACUGGGUAAGAAGGACAUAACAUCCAUCUAUGGGUCACAACUCAAAGCUUCUUGUCUCAUCUUCAGUCCUGACAUACAUGUUUCUAUCCCCCAGGGGGCAGUAGAGGGCUGCUGUGUGGGCUUUACCAGGUUCUGUGCCUGUCUCCUGAGCAGCAGUGACCCAGAGCUCAGGGAUAUCCCAGCACACAUGCUGAAGCAGGUAAUCUCUGACCCAUGCCCUUUUGAGGGACUCAUCCACACCGCACACAGGGCUAUCAUGGGGUAAAGGUUUCUGUAGAGUAUGUUUUAGGUCCAGGCCAGUGAUGUACCUUAUCAUUCUCUGCCAAUUCAUAUCUAAUUUUACCUGCAACAAUGAAGCUAUGUUGCAUGCAUAUUUAGCUAGUAUGGUUAAACUGUGUGUGUGCUAACUGAUAUGGGGUUUUCUCUCCAGGGGCUAGAGGUGCUGCAGUCUCGCUGUACGUCAGUGACCCGGCGGGCGGCAGGGCUGCCCAUGCUCAUCCUGUGUGUUGUGUCAGCAGAGGAGGCCAGUAAGGCCCGGCCCCUCCUGGCCCACAGCAUUCACACCCUGCUGGACACAGCCAGGUCCCCUCUGCCCCAGGAAUGGGACCAGACGCUGGACCUGCCACAGGUAAUACACAUCAUGAAUUCACCAAAUGUUAGCCAGAUAUACACACGCACGUACACUACUUCCCAUGAAAUAUACACAUGCACUACAUGUACAUUACCUACCACGAACACAGAUGAGAUGCACAGCCAUCGAGAUACACACAUGCCAAUAGGAUACUCAAGUCCAGGUCAGUUAGCAUGCUGUCUAAUGUUGGCUUUCACCCUCCUCUCCUCCAGGUGUGUGCAGUCCACACCCUGCAGGCCCUGGUACGAGGCUCUGGGCUGGGGGUGGCUGUGCUGCAGUUUGCCCCGGCUGUGGCCAUCCUGUCCCUGACCCUCCUCAGCUCCCCCUGCUGGGCCAUGAGGAAUGCCUGCCCUGCAGCUCUACAGUAAUAAGACAAUCUCUCCUCUCACUACUGUAAUGCACACACUGUGGACAGAGUCAAAGCUCAGGUUUCAGUGUAAUUUGUAUUCUCUGAAACUGACCAGCUCAAACAUUAGAUUAUAUAGACCGGGAGAGAAUCCAUUUGGUGCACUUGCGCGGUCUGCUCCAAUUUCUUUCAUGUAGCUAUCAGACAUGCAUGUUAAAUUAUUCAUUUGUUAUUGUGCUCCCUCUGACUGAACCCUGUCCCAUGCACAGGCUCUCUGUGCUCAAGGUUGCUGGGUCAGCGCUCUGGAGGUGAAGAGGGCUCCACCCAGCAUGGCAUGUCUCCCCCCGCCUUCUUCACCCACUACCCUGCCCUGCAGCCCUUCCUCCUGGGAGAGUUGAGGGGGGCGGCAGAGGACUUGCAGUGUCCCUCUGGGGAGGCCCGGCUCCGCCUGCACCCCUCCCUCUACCCUGUCCUCACCCUCCUGGCCAAACUCCAGCGAGGGGUCCAAGACCAAACAGGGUGAUUACUGUUUUCAUGUCAUUGUUUAAAUUUCAUCAAACAGUCAAGCUAAAGAAUCCCUUCAUAGCUGCAUCUACUCAAUGAAGCAGGUGAUUAUGUGCAUGGACCUGUUUAAGGAUAACAAACCUGUAUUCAUUUACAGUGUUCUGUGCAUCUCCCUGCAGUAUGUAAACUGGUCCAUGUAACCUUUGUUCCCAGCAGGACUCUGUCAGACUUCCUGAUUCCACUGCUCCAGCUGGCUGCCAGUCCUAUCUACAGUGUGAGGGUCAUGACCUCCAAAGCCUUGGUUGCCAUGACGCCCCCCUCCCAAUACGUGAGCACCCUGCUCCUGUUGACAGGAGAGCUGCCGGAGCCCCAGGACCCCAGCUGUCACAAUCGUCUGCAUGGACAGCUACUGCAGAUCAGAGCCAUCCUGGACAGGGGUCUAUGCACACAAAGGUGAGGGUUUACAGAAUGGAAAACAAACAGGGAAGGAUUCUAUGGAGGCCAUAGAGAUUCUAUAAUUCAUGUUCUCUUUAUUCUGUGAUUAAGGCGCUGUCAGGUUUUGUAAUUUGUGUUAUUUCCCCAGUCCUCCCCCAGAUGCCCUUUGUGACGUGGUGGACCGUGUAGAGUCCAGACUGUGGUUGGUGACAGGGGCUCAGCACUGCCCCCUGGUGCGUGGGGCCUACCUGGGUGUGGCAGGCCUGCUGAGGGGGCUCUGCUCUCAGGGGUUCCUCCACCAGAUGAGGGAUGUGCUCCUGUCAGAGCUCCACUCACCACACCAAAGGCUCAAGGUACCCAACAGACCCUGUCUUUCUCACACACACAUGUGCACACUCUCACACACACACACACACACACACACACACACACACACACACAGUUCUUAUCCAGAGAUACUUUGUCAUGAUUUGUUGUCAUCUUCAUCAUCUUGGUAUGUUCUAACUGAUAUCAGUGAGGUUGUGUUAGCCACACCACCAUACUUAAGGUUUAUGGCAUGCCAUUUUACAGGUUGGGUCCGCCUCCUUCCAUCAGAACGCUAUCCACUUCCUGUGUGCAGAGCCCAGGUGGGCUUGCCAGGUGUGGGGGAGUUUCUCCACAGAGAGCUCCGACCUGAGGCUGUCAUUGGUCAGUUGGGCGGCGGAGAGGCAGAGAUGGAGUGGGACCAGCAUGCAACAGGUGCUGCAGACGGCACUGCAGGUGAGACAUGAACACCCUGUCUAGACUAGAGCUUGCUGGGAAAGUCACCCUGUCCAAAACCUACCAACAGUUUUAAACGAUUCGUUUUCAACAUACAAUAUGAGAAAUUCAAGGCACUAAAGAUAUGUUUGACUUUAAACACAAUGCUGCAUGGGGCUGAAAUCAAGCUGAGAAUCUUUUUUUUCCUCAUGAAAAUUAAUGGGUGUAUCAGCUCACAGAUAUUAUAUACACUCAUUUAACAGGGUCAGGGAAAUCUGAACUAGACCAAUACAGUCAAGGAUAUCCAUCCUUUUUCUCUGCUGUGUUAUGAUGUAUGAGUACUUUUGGGUGUCACCAAAAAUGUAUGGAGUAAAAGGUACACUAUUUUCUUUGGGAAUGUAGUGAAGUAAAAGUUGUCUCAUCAAUAUGCCUGUGUCAGUGCCCCUGUUUUAUACCUCUUUCAGUUUCUGGACAGCAAAGUGUUCCCACCUAUUGGCUACCCUUUAAUGACGCCACAUUCCUGAUUUGACAAUGGUGACCUGACCAUGCUGUGUUUUAGGGGAAUGGUGUUUAACAUUCCUCUCUGUACUCAGGCCAACCUGAAGGAGGCGCUGUUGGACCAGAGUGUAGAGUACAGGAGGACAUAUCUGACAACCCUAGUGGCAGUGAUGACUCCUGGGGCUGACCCUACUUUGUCCCAGGAGCCCUCCCCUUCUCCCCCCCUGGAGGGUCUAGUCCUGCUGGAGUGUGUGGAGCUGCUUCUGGGGGCCCUGGAGGGCCACAGAGGGGGGCCAGAGUUCCUCUCCCAGGCCUUGUGUGCUGCCAGCCUGCUGCUCUCCCAAAGGUCAGGAUACAAAAUUCUGCACAGCGCACUCCUCUCUGUUUUCUCUGUUAAUUUACUUUACAACAACAAGUCAUUAUUGUGUCAGAUCCACAAAAAACAUACUGAACAUUCACACUCUUUUUCUUCUUCCUCUGUCUCAGUCUUCAGACAUCUCUGUUCCCUCGGUGGUGCAGUCUGUUGGAGGUCCACCGGGGGCCGGAGGCCCCUGAGGCUCUCAGGAUGGCCUGUGCCUGGGCCCUGUGUCAUGCUGGGGCCCCCUUACUGAGCACGGCCCUGAGGGACCACACUCCUCUCCCUGUCUUCAGCACUAGGUAGAGAUCUAGAACAGGGACGUAGGUUAAAAAGUAAAAUACUGUAUGCAUACUGCAUACUGACCUUGUCACAAUCUACUGCUGUUUGUCUCACGUCAUAAUAAUAAUGUCCUCUCUGUUUUUCUUCCUAUGCAGGUUGAUCAACACAGGGCUUUACCUGCUGCAGGAUGAGAGCCAGCAGGUGAGGAUAAAAGCGGCCGGUUUUGCCUCCACACUCUGCCAAGCCAGGAGAGGAGGAGGGGAGAGGAGCAUGUACCUGAUGCAGGUCAACCAGGCUCUGCCCUUCCUGCUGGAGCUGCUGCUGGAGGAAUGCUGGGAUAGUCCUGGUGUCCUGGAGGUGUUGCUGUGUCACCUGCCCCAGUCUGACCUGAGCUCAGUACUGAGGGAGGCCAGGGACACUGGGUGAGUCAUCACACACACAGGUAGUCAACAAACUCAUGACAUGUAGACAGGGUAUGUCUUUUGUUUUGUUUGUUGUUCAUCAAUCCCUCUCUGUUCCACAGGUGUGCCAGUCUCUAUGAGCAGGAUGAAGCCAACGUAUUUGCAGAACCGUCUGUGAUGUCAGCAUGUCUGCUUCCAUACCUGCUUCAGCUUGCUGAAAAGUACCCAGCAUCCUCAGUGGUGGUAGAACGCCUGGGUGUGUGGGCCAGGGAGAAUGUUACAGACCUGCUGGAGAACCUCCGGGUCUGUAAAGACCUCCAGCCAGGUAACACACAGGCCAAGGACCACAUACUUACUGAUUGUGUCUGAAAGCUACAGAAUGAGUAUGGUUACAUGCACAUAAUAAUAUGAUUAUUGUGGAUAGACAUUAAUAUAAGUUUGUUUAAAAUGUUUACAUGCUUUGCAAGAAGAACGAUUUCCCUAAUAAUCAUGUUUACAUGGGCACAUCUGAAAUCAAGCUACCUGAGGAGACUUAAAUAAAUGCUGAAAAUCGCCAAUGAAAAUAAACGUUCUACCACAGCGACCACGUUAUUUUUGCGAAGCCUAUUUGAGUUCGGGCAUAUAAAGUUUGUAUGUGAACCAUUUCUAAGAUACUCGCGCAUAAGAGGGAGGCUUGCGCUACCGGUGCUGGCACAUGUUCAGAUCGAAUACACCGCUGGAACACCGAUUUUAAGCUGUUUACAUUUCCCAAUAACUUGAACGAUUGCUCUGAAAACCAGGUGUUUUAAGCAGCGUAUGCUUACUCUGAUUUUGACCUCACGCCGAUUUUAAGAUAAACAGAGUAAAGUGUUUACUUGACUAUUGCCAUACUCGGCCUACUGCCGUAAUCAGUUUAAUAUCUAAUUAUUAGUGUGCAUGUAAAGUACUGAAAAUGUCUUGGCUGAAAGUAUUAUGUGAGCUUAAAGGGAUACUUCGGGAUUUUGACAGAGGCCCUUUAUCUAUUUCCCCAGAGUCAGAUGAACUUGUGGAUACCAUUUUUAUGUCUAAUUUUUAUGUCUCCGUAUGUAAGAAGUUAGAGGUAGUUUCGCAAGCCAAUGCUACCUAGCAUUAGCGCAAUGACUGGAAGUCUAUGGGUAUCUACUAGCAUGAAACAAACAUUUGACAUACAAAUGCUAUCCACAAGUUCAUCUGACUCUGGGGAAGAAGAUAAAAGGGCCUCAUUGCCAAAAUCCCGAAGUAUCCCUUUAACUGUUCUUCCAUUCUAGGUGACACCCUGGACCCGGCCUGGUUGGCUCUUCUCAUGGAUUCUAGUUUCCAUGGCGCCCUGUGUGGCCUGUGGGCCAGGGCAGCAUUCCUCCUGCGGCUGCUAGAAAUGUCUGAUGACCUCCGGCCCCUCUGUGAUCCUGAUAGUUUACGUAAGAACAUCCAGGAAGUUAACUGUGUGCUCAGCCAGAACGGUGUCCAGUUGCCUGCUGCCUUUACUGCAGUUCUGACUAGAGACCUGCCUUGA
Molecule: messenger RNA, 10594 nt
Organism: Coregonus sp. 'balchen'
Lineage: Eukaryota; Metazoa; Chordata; Actinopteri; Salmoniformes; Salmonidae
Source: the annotation of a GenBank genome assembly